Laccaria bicolor S238N-H82 is the source of this 1767-nucleotide messenger RNA. RefSeq lists its product as uncharacterized. NCBI's taxonomy places the organism in Eukaryota, Fungi, Basidiomycota, Agaricomycetes, Agaricales, Hydnangiaceae. The record is from RefSeq and is a predicted model, not a curated record. The transcript has a single exon. Bases 1 to 1767 code for a protein of 588 amino acids.
AUGGUCCGUGAGAUGGAAAAGGUCAAAAGCUAUCAAUUGGGGCUUGUUAGCUGGGGUUUGAUAACACACUAUAACAACAAGGGUGAUUGCAAUUGGAUGUUCAUUGAUCACAAUCCCGAGUUUGGCCCCGCCGGCACCCCCACUUUUGAAAGCAUGUUUCCUAAUGAAGUCAAGGGUAUUUGUGAAGCAUGGGCGACAUACUGUGAACAUAUUCAAGGUGCACAAUCUACAUUUCCUCAAGGAAUAUCAUAUCUUAUUGAAUGUCCAGUACUCAAAACAGGUGUGUUUGGGGAUGCAAACAAAUACACCACCCGAAAGAAGAAGAAAAUGAAAUUUCAAAUGGACGGUCAAUUCCCCUUGUUGCCGUGUGCCCCGGCGGCCAGUCAUGAAAAGACAGACACAUUACAACUGAUGAUUCGGGAAUUCAUGGCUCUUCAUUAUCAACUUGCUUGCGGGAAAGAGUUAAUAACGACUCCCUGGAGAGCAAUAACAAUUCAUCAAUCUAGAUUGUGGGACUCCGACAUGUGGCCAUCUGGGGUUGUCGUCCAGGACCCCAGCAGAAUUGUUCUUGGGGAUUGCCGGAAGAUUGUGACAUUGUGGAGACAUCGACAAGCACAGGGUGGAGCUUCCCAUACCUUCAGAUUCAACUUCUACAUCCAUUCAGAGGGCCUUCAAGCCGCUGUUUAUCCUACAUUUACACCGGCGGUAAUCUCGCCACCGGCGGCGAUCCCACCAACACCGACUCAGACCCAGGAACACCGGCGGCAUACUUCACGCGGGACGCCGCCGGGCUGCAGUGACGUCACCCCAAUGGCAGCUCCCCUCCCUCAAGUACAAAUUCCAGCUGAUGAGGGUAUGCAUAGCAUGGGACAAACUCUACCAUGUAGGCCGCCAGUGCCAACGCCAGACAGGCCGCCGGGCAACGGUGAAGUGAACCUCUUGCGGCCAGGGGCUGUUGCUGAGGGACAUCUUCCUUCAUUAGAUGAACCUGAAUCUGACCCACCGUUAGAAAAAGGCAAACAGAGGAAGAAGAAAAUGACUCCAUCGACAGGGGAAGACUGCUCGUCUGAUGUGUCUACGGACGAUGGAGGACGUAAAGGCCGAGGAACAAAAACCCUUAGAUUGCAGAGGUCACUCGUGAAUAUGUCACCUGAGCCGGCAUAUGAAAAUCAUCAAUCCCUACCCCCCAGACUUGGCAAAAAGAAAGGAAGAAAGAAAGCAAGGAGGGCACCCGCAGUAGUGAGGAGCACUGAUGAUGAGGCCGGCGGUGAUGAGUCGUUACCCCCAAAAGGAAGAAAGAAAGCAAAGCGGGCACCUGCAGUAGUGAGCGGUGAUGACGAGGCAGUCGGCGGGCCUAAGGCCGCGCCUUUGGCUAGGGGACCCAAGCCUAAGGCGAAGCCCUUGAGGAAGAAUGCCCAAACUGCUCAUUCUGUUGACGAAACACAGGGAGGUCAGCGGGACAGGGACGAUUUGGACUUGGAGGACUUAGAUCAACCUGACACCGGCGGAGGUCACGCCGCACUGGUCAUGGGGAGCACAAACAGCACCGGCGGUGGCAACGCCGCACCUGAAUGGAGCAGAGCCAGGCCUAAACCAAAACCUGUGAAAAAGAAAGCUCAAGCUGACAAUGAAACACAGGCAGAACAGAGGGACAGGGAGGACAGUCUCUUCAUUGUGAGAAAGUCUGGCCGUACGCUCAAGCCCAAGUUCAACUUCGCGCCGCCGGCCCAACUUCGUUUAGAAAAGGAGAGGGAGGCCAGGAAGUAA